Porites lobata is the source of this 8153-nucleotide messenger RNA. Lineage: Eukaryota; Metazoa; Cnidaria; Anthozoa; Scleractinia; Poritidae. The record is from the annotation of a GenBank genome assembly.
AUGCUUUGGCAUUGCAUGACGAUGAACUACCUUGUACUAGAGAAACUAUACCAUUCAUCAGUUUAACACUAGAUUCUAGCAAUUUAUAUCAUAUUGUUAAGUUGUAUCAUUGAGUUAACAGAGCGAAAGGUUGUAUUCUGCAAGUGGGAUUAACGUUACCAGUGAAAGUGGCCGCUAAAUGGAUGAAAGCGUAAAAAUCUUUCUGUCUAGCUGGUAAUUUGGCAAAUAACACAUUGCCCUUCACUUAAGUUUUUCUCGAAUUACUAGUUAAACUGUUAAGAUGUAGAUUAAAGCUUUGAAAAGACAGGCCCUCCUUGCUCAUCCCGGUAUGCACACUGUUUAAAAUAUCCCCUGUUUGGAAGAUGGCCAUAUUUUAGGUGUUCUAGGAAAACAAGCAGUUUAAAAUUUGCAAAACCGUAACAAAGAAAAGAAUGACAGAACUCGAGGAACUAGAGGAAGUGUUCUUCUAUCCUUCCCCCUCGUCCCACCUUCCACACUCAGAAAGAUCUUGUUCGUUUCUUUUGCACCCUAGCCUACCCCGACCCCCGAGAGCUUUUUGCAGCUGUUUUUCACCAAAGAAGAUGACUAGUCUAACAGCAAAAGGUAAACCUCGCGGAUGAAAUCAAUAAAUUUUCGGUCAAACGAAACAAAAAAGUAAACGUAGCAAUAAAGCUAAGAUAGCCUGACAAGUAUAUUGGUGUCGUUUCACGAUUCCCUGAAAUAAUCAGUCCGCCAUUUUUUCAAGUUCACAACCAAAACAACUCAACCUCGUCCCCAGGUCUUCUCGGUUAACGAUGCCUUAACCUGCGAAAACGCUGCAUUUUUUACGUCAUUUCCUCGUUAAAGUCAAAAUUCUUCCACAUUUGGUCAUCAGUAACUGGUUAUGGUGAAUUAAACGUGUGUUUUUAGCCAAUCAGAAUCGGGGAAAUAUUUUGAAUGAAUAAUAAAAAUUGUUUCGCGCCAAAAGGGGACGAUUAUUCGAGGGAAGGCGAUUAUUUCAAAUGCAUGUAUUGCUCACUGGAAGUCGUGCACUAAAUAUUUUGCUUUAUAAUCCCUUUACUUAUCAAAAAUAAUCACAUCAAAUAAACUUAACAUGGGCUUUUUAAGUGUUCCAAAUUUGUUUCCCUGUUUAAUCAUCAAUUUUAAUAUCAUCGGUGUCAGAUGAGUAGAGUCGUUACUACCAGUUUUGUAAGUAUUGAGUUGUAAACAAUCAGUAAAUAAAAGCUUGUUUGUUGUCAUAGGUGUCAAUUUUCCUCGACAGGGAGGGACGAAGAUAGCGAAAGGGGUGGGUGGGGGUGAUUGUACGGUCAACUCUCUGUUGACGAACACCUCCAUAAGACUGACACCUCUCUAAGUCACCUGUUGUUGGUCCCUGCCGUUUUUCAGUCAUUUUACUGUAACUAUACUCUUUAAUAUAUAGAUUUACCCAGGGCUAAAAGCGAAGCUCUAGUUAAUAUUAAUACUUAUAAAAAAAGAAUUAAAUCGUGUAAUGUUAAACGUAGACGGAAAUGAAAAUGGCAUCAAGAUCAAUCGAUCUAAUUAGCAAAAAAAACAUUGCAAGUGCUGCACACUUUUUUUUCUUACUGCAAAAUACCGUGAAUUUGCACGUGCAGCACGCAUUUUUGUCUUUCUUUGCCGUUGUUUUGCACGACCACAACGCUGUUUUGUACGACUAAAGCGUCAAACUUUUUAUGGAAGAAUUGUCGUAUGUGCCUACCCAAUAUUUUGUUCCUUGUGUUCAUGUUCGCUUUCAUUUUUCACUGGCCCUCAUUUACACCCUGCUGGCCGCUAGCAUUUCUCAGGGACCUGUCAUUUAUUAGAGCGGGGGAGGGCUGGUGCAAUUCUUUUUUCCCAGGUGAAUUUUUGUCAUGCCCUCCCCCAAUUUCCUGCAGAAAAAAAUGUAACCCUCCCCCUUGUAUGGUCCAAAAUAGUUAUGACCCUCCCCACGCUAAAAGAUAUGACAGGGAUUAUUAAAAGAGAUCAACUUUUACCUUGUGAUGAAGGGAGGCGCUAAUACGACAUUUAGGAACAGGUAUGUAAGAUCACCUCAAGCAUUGACGCAAUAUUGAGCGCGAACAAUCUUGAUGCUGCUGGAAAAUUUUACACGACCGAUUAUUAUAUGUUCUUGUCCCAGCUGAUCAGUUAAUACUGAGGGCGAACAUUAUGGAGCUCUGCAGUGAGUUACUAGAGAACAUAUCAGAUAUGGAUAGACGAAUUAAAGCUCACCUUAACACCCUGUUUCACUCAAAGACUGGUAAUUUUGAUGUUAUUACUAGGCUUGAUGAAGCUAAAAAAAGAGUAAACAGUGAAUUGAAAUAUCUUAAUGAGAAACUUGAUCAAUGCAAAGACAUGUUUCGUGGUGUGUUACUGUUGAAAAACAAAUCAAGAAAAAGAUCACAGAAACAGAACAAAAGGAAGAGCAAACAAAAGGAAACAACAGAGAGAAAGUAAAAAUUUUAAACUGCUUCCUCAAUUGACAAUGUGAAUGUAGAAUCUCUUGCUCGCCUUUCAUUUAGACAGGUCAGGUGGCUGACAAAAAUGGCAAAGAAUGGUCACUUGACAGAAAGAGCCAUUACAACAACACAAGACUAUCUACAAGGUUUUAUGGAAGAAAGUGAGCAAGAACUGGAUACAGUUAAAAGUCUCUCUGGGGAAGAUAGUGACAGCUUGACAGAGAAUGAGGAGUGUGGUGACUAAACCUUAAAUAUUGUGAUGCUCCACUCACGGGUCUAAUGUGAGCUGGAUUAAUCUAUACUGUUUCAACAUUUAAUAUGUGUUGAUUAGUUAGUUCUCACAGAAAAUCUUCAAGAACGUUUACAUAUAAAAUGUUUUGUUUGAUAUUUAAAGACCGCUUUUAUGCAAUAGUUGACAUACAUGUAGGGUUGUUGGGUUGUUCACGUUGAUUAUUAUUAAAGUUUAAAAUGCUUUCUGUACAAGGGACUUGUUUGUUAAAUAAUGUAUUUUAUUUUAUUUUAUUUAUUUUUGUUUUAAGUGAACAGCAAUGUUUCCUAAAAAUGGUAUGGCCCUCCCCAAAGCCCAGCUUAAAAUUUUUGGUGACCCUCCCCUUUUUGGCUACAUAAAAUGUAAUGACCCUCCCUCCAUUUGCACCAGCCCUCCCCCCCUCUAAUAAAUGACAGGUCCCUCAUUUUCUUCCCGCCGCUUUGAAUUUUGAGAAUUUUCUUCCUACGGAAUUCGUCUCCUUUGUUUUCAAUCACUCGCUCUAGCUCUUUCUUUGUUAUCCACUUGAGUAUAAACAUAAAAAAAAACGUCAAAGAAGACACGGCUUUGUUGUUGUUUUUUCUUUCUAAAAGUCCGGGCGGCUGUGCGAUUUCCUUCCAAAUAAAACAUUGUGCUAUACCUGUCGAUUGAGUUAUUUUACUUUGGUAUGCCUGUGGUGCGGAUGGACGGUCGGUCAAGAGGGCGGGCGGGCGUACCGUCACGUGACUACCAAAAGUUCUCGGAUGGCCGUGGACAGGGUUUUCGUCGAUCGGUAUCAUUUUAAGAAAGUUCAGUUCACUGUUUUAACGGGAAACAACAUUUCUUGAAUUCCGCACCACAGAAUCGGCACAUCACGUAUCCCGCGCAUAAUUCAAAUUCCGAGGGUCCCCUAUAGCGUUCUUCAAUCCCGUAAUCUCGAGGGUUAUUUUUGGCGUCUCACCUCCUAAGCAUACUUUCAAUCCCGAAACUCGCCCGAAUCAAAUCCCGAAUCCCGAGCUUCAAAUAAGGGAAAUCCCGGGUCCCCAAAAACCUAUUCGGCACCCUUCAAUUCGGGAUCCAACGCUAAAUCGAGCUCUGCAUUUCAUAUGAAUCCCGAAUCCCGCGGGUAAAUAAGUUAAAUACCAAAUCUCGAAAAAAAACCUUUUCGGAGGACCCACAACAAUUCUGCCCAGAAAGUCCCAGAAGUUCCCUCACUUUGAAUUUCCGCCAAUUUUUUAACCUAAAAAGUAUUACUCUUGCUGGGUUAAGGGAUUAUUUUCCCAUAUCAGUUACAACUCAUGGUGGGUUGUAUCCAUUUCAGUGAGGAAAUUUAAUAAGUCACGUUUCAGCUUCCGCUUUUCGUUUUGCUUAACAUAAAACGCUCUGAGUUUUCGUCGCCAAAGAAGAUUAACUUAACACCUUCAAUUUGUUAUCUCGAGAUUGACGCUGUGUAUCUCUGAAAACUGUUUUAAACAUGAAACAGCCGACUAAUAAGGAAGACAAGAAGACAGACAGAAGAAAAACACUCCACAGCUUGUGUUCUGUGUCAGCUUUGCUGUUGUCUGUUGCGUGUUGUAUGGCUCUAAUUCACGUGGAACUCCGAAUACAACAACAUCAUCGACUGAUAUCACACUCGGUAACAUUCUGUGAUCAGAUGGAAACGCAGAUUCUGAGGAAAGUUCAGCAGAAUUACGAACGAUGGCAAGUUACGAAAGCUGAUGGCAUAAAAGGUCAUUUGCAAGGGACAAAUAGUAAGGAAAGGUUUUACAAAAUUUUCUGGUUUUUGAUAUUAACAUCAGCUUGUUUCAAAUCCUGGCGAUUAUGAAAAUUAUCCUUGUUUGACAUAAGAAGAGCUUUGUUCAAAAUUUGUUCUGAGUACUCGCUUAGAAUCCGCAAUAAGAGCACAGGCUUAUAAUCGGUGAGGCUGUCAAGAACAGGGGAAUAAGAGAGCCAACCAACGAAAGGACAUUCUUAACAAAAAAAACAGCCCGUCCUGAGUAAGUUUAAAAGUAUCACUGCACAUUUCGAACGAACGAUAUUAUAACAACCUUCAGCUACACUGAUACAGUAAAUGAAAAUGAAAAUUAUAAUUAUUCGCCUCUAUCGAACACAAAAUGAGUCCGUAUUUCCUUUGGGCUACAUACGAGGAGUUGGCUAAUUAGCAAAUGGACAUGACUUGAACUGAAUUGAGUGUAUAUUGUUGGCUUAGCUCGGUAAGAAUUUAAAAAGACUAUUUUUUGAAAGUAACUGAGGAAGCGUGUCAGGAAGAAAAACCGUCAAGACAGCUGUCGUAUUUUAGAUUGUUUUCACUUUUGGGGGUUUGUUUGCUUUUUCUUUGGUACGAUGUAUAUUUCUAUUUUUACUUAAUCCUCAGAAAGGGCUUUAUUUAAUGUUUUGUUAGGUCUUGGCAACUAUGAAAACGUCAAUUCAAGACAGAAGAGAGUGUCACCCGCUAACUCACGAACAAAAUCGGUCCAAACAGAAUCGCAAGUAAAACUACUCAUCAAAGAAGAGCUUCGAGUGCUGCAAAACCAAUUCUGUGCAAAAGAUGAAAAGCUUUGCCGCUCAGGACCAAAAGGUAAUGCAGGGCGACGGGGAAGACCGGGAUUCCGAGGGAGACCAGGCUCCCCAGGGAAGCCCGGGCCAGAAGGACCUCCUGGUAAACAUGGGCCAGUAGGACCUCCUGGACCCGUCGGCAUUAAAGGGGAUCUCGGAGUACCGGGGGCCCCUGGUCCCAUGGGUCCUAGAGGCCCACCAGGUCAAAAGGGAACCAAGGGUCAGCCGGGCCAGUCCAUCACGGCUCCUUCUCUGCUGCAGAGUCCUGUUGAAACAACUGUCAAUCAAAGUCAGACGGCCAUCUUAAAAUGUUCAGCGGAUGGAAAUCCAACUCCACAGAUCACGUGGUCUAAGAUGAACUCGCGGCUUCCGGUGGGACGUCACAAAGUAGAGUCCAGUGGUGCUCUGAUUUUGAAGGACGUGAGGCCUGAGGAUGAGGGAGUCUACAGCUGUGAAGCUAAAAACUUACUGGGGAGCGUCAACGCUUCAGAGAAACUCACUGUACAGUGUAAGGAGGCUUUGUGUUACACUUGUUAAUCACAUUUUGGGUGCCACUGUUUUUCUUAAACCACGCUCUAAAUUAGACUUUCUUUUAUUAAUAAACGACCCUCAUUCUCUAUUUCUCAACAGUUGGUCCGCAACUUUCCUUGUUAUCCAAUCGACUGAUGGCUGAAGAGAAACAAAACGUCACCAUUGCUUGCAACGCUACUGGUCAGCCGUCACCUAACAUUACGUGGUCCAAAUCCGUAGGAAGAUUACCUGAAAGCAGAAGUCACGUGCAAGGUGGAACCAUGAAAAUCAUUGGAGUCGCAAGAAAAGAUAGUGGAAUAUACAUUUGUAAAGCAGACAAUAUUCUGGGUUCCCCCACAGACACUGUUUUACUAAUUGUAUACUCUCCGUUGCGGUUCAAAGUCCAUCCUCCACAAGAAGUGACUCCGAACUAUGGUUCCACUCUCCGUCUGCCGUGUGUGGCCGAGAGUGAGCUGAGUACCACAAUUACUUGGUUAAAAAAUGGCGCUGGUGUCUUUCCAGCUAACACAUAUGUUCUCCAUAGAGGUACCCUAGUUCUCGAGAACAUCAAGAAGUCCACUGAAGGUUAUUACACCUGCAGAGCAAGCAAUGCCCUGUCAACAAUAGAAGCUAAAGUCAAAAUCGAUGCUCCGAUUUCUGCUUCCUGUUCUGAAGUUAAAAAAUACAUCAACAGUGUCAGCGGAAAUUACGUCAUUGAUCCUGAUGGCGAGGGCGGUCUGGCACCAUUCACGGUGUUCUGUGACAUGACUGAUAAAAGUGGAGUUGGCGUGACAGUCAUUGGUCACGACAGUGAGAGCAGAACACAUGUUGACGGAUGUGAAAAUGCGGGGUGUUACUCACGUGACAUUCAUUACACAGGAGCGAGUCUGUCUCAGCUGGCGAGUCUCACCCGAAUCUCUUCCCAAUGUGAGCAGUUUAUCAAGUAUGAAUGUUAUAAUUCGGGUUUGUGGCUUAGCAGUCCAAACGGGUGGUGGGUGUCACGUGAUUCUGCUAUAAUGAAGUACUGGGGUGGAGCGUCACCCGGUAGUGGUAAGUGCGCAUGCGGGAUAACCAACUCAUGUGCACACUCCAGUGAUCGUUGUAACUGUGAUAACAACGACAAUGUAUGGCGUGAGGACAGCGGUGUUCUCACUGAUAAGACAAAGCUUCCAGUCAAACAACUCAGGUUUGGUGAUGUGAAUACUGGCGAGGAAGGUUACCACACUCUGGGGAAGCUGAAGUGCUUUGGUAUUGCAUGACAAUGCACUACCCUGUACAAGGGAAACUAUAUCGUUCAUCAGUUUAACACAGCUUCAAGCAAUUUAUCUUAAAUUGUUAAGUUGUAUCAUUGAGCAGUAAAUUAACAGAGCGAAAGGUUCUAUUCUGCAAGUGGGAUAUUAACGUUACCAGCGAAAGUGGCCAAUAAAACUGAUAGUUCAAUGGAUGAGAGCGCGUACAGAACUCUCUCCCACCUUCCACACCCAGAAGAGCUAAUGUUCGUUUCUUUUCCGCAUGCACCCGUACCCCGAUCCCCGAGAGCUUUUUGCAGCUGUUUUCCACCAAACAAGAUGAGUACUCUGGCAGCAAAAGGUAAGCCGCGCACAUGUAAUCAAUAAAUUUUCAUGAAAGGAAACAAAAAAGCAAACUGAUUAGCUAUAAAUCAAAGAUAGCCUGUUAAGUAUAUUAGUGUCGUUUCACGAUUCCCUGAAAUAAUCAGUAUAAGAAGAGAAAUCGGGCUUCCCACGAGCAAGUGCGGAGGCAAAGUGAGGCUCGUUCUUCGUGGUAAUCGAAUUUGAUUCACUCGCGUUAGCAGCAACAUUAUUACCAAACUACAAAAAAACGCAAUCAAUAUUAAGUAUUCUACUGUGCUUGUGAAUUGUUCAUCAACUGACUCGCGUAUAAUGGUUAACAGGUUAAUUAAAAUACAGUCAACUCUCCCGUUUUUAAGUCAUUUUACUGUAGGUAUACUCUCUAUAAGACGGGCACCUCUUCAAAACAGACAACUCGAGACAACGGACACUUUGAGAAGUGCUUUAUGCAGUGAAAAUACCUCAAAACGGAAACGUAGGUGCUCUAUAUGACAGUACUGAAUUGCAAACUUUUUAAUAUUUUGCAGUCUUUCUCCAGUUCAUAGAGUGCAUACUGUUACGCUUUUAGACCGCUAAGUCGUGAACGUUUGAUUGUAUAAUAAAAAAAUGAUUUCACUUUUGUGUUACAAUAUUCUAGUUUUAGCUCUUUUUCACAAGUUAAACAGACGUGUAUUCAUUACGAAUGCGUUCAGCCUAAGUUUUUACUGGUGUCAAGUUACCUUGACCCUCUCUAAUCUGGACAUCUGUCUAAGACGUACAGUUCCGGCCGGUCCCGAAGGUCUCCAUCAAAGAGAAAGUUGA